AUGGCCCAGGUGCGUGGCGAGUCGGGCUCCGGCAAGACGACAUACCUGCCGUGGAUGCUCUGGUCGGCGGUGACGGAGAAGGACCCGGACACUCUGGUGUUAUGGGCGGGCGAGGAGGUCGAGGCCGGGCGCCUGCUGUGCCUCCGGGACGGCGAGACGGACCACGCGCGACGGCGGUGGCACGGGGACGAGACGACCAGGGUGACCGGCCGAAGGGACAAGGCCAAGUUCCCGCUGGGCAUCUCGUCGUUUAGCGCUGCGGGCCGCUUGUUCGCAGCUCACGAGAAAGAGUACGUGCAUACGAGCCGGACCAAGUGGGGGACGAUCAGCGAGACGCAGCGACUGCCGGGGCGCGUGAUGCUGGUGGUGGACACGCAGCCGGAAAUGCCGGGCGACAUGGUGUUCCUGCUCGUGGCGGCCCUGGCGUGGGCGCGGCCGGCGCGCGGAGGGACCAACGCCCGACGGCUCUCCAUUGUGCUCGUGUCGUCCGAGUUCCUGCCGAGCAACGUGGAGGAGGUCGCCGCCCGCUACGAGGCUGCCACUCGUGCGCCGGUGCCGAGGCGGACGUUCGACUUGCCCGCUCGGCACGCGGGACACGUCAAGGUUCGACGCCUGCGCAGUAACGAGACGGCGAGGAGGGUCACGGAUCUGUGCGCCGAGAGCCUUGCAGAAGGUCCCGUGGCCAUCAUCAACUUUACCGGCGAGAACUGGCUGUGCGACCGACUCAGGGCCUUCUCGCUGCCCGGGCUCAGCCGCGUGUCGGACGUGGCGCGGCCGAUCGUUGAGGACGCCUCCGACGGCGCGGCGCGAGACGACCGGGCGAAGCAGGCGUGGAAGAACCUGGACGCGGCCAUGACGGCCAAGGGCGAGUCGGGGUGCACCCUCUUCCACUUGGACCCGACCUGGCGAGUGCCGGCGGCGUUGCGGGGAUUCAGGGGCGUGCACGUCCUGGCGCCGCAGUCGGCGGCCCGCGUGAUACGCGACGGCGUCUGGGCUCCCGAGGUCACGGCCGACAUGUCUCUAUACCGAGACGACAGGAAGUACGUGCUUUCUUGGGGGCGGAGGGCCUUUGGCCUUAUGGGAUCGGGCCUGCCGAAUGUCACGGUUCACAUCGUGACGACGGGCGACGAAGACACCGACGACCACGACGACGACCACGUGGAGGAGGUGCGCAAAUACCUGGACGCCGCCACCGCUCGGAGGCGAGUUCAUAUACAUGGCCCUUGGCUGGACGGUUUCAUCGUUAUGCUCGGCAGCCUCGGCGAGCGAAUUUGGAACCCGGUGCACGUGGUGGCGGCACUGGCAUAUGCCAACGCCAUGAUCGACUCCGAGGAACGCCUGAAGCGCCUCUACGGAAUACGGUGGAGGCGCGGCCAAGGCGGUUCGACGGCGGCCAUUCCCGACGUCGACAUGGGCCGGCACCAGGCCCAUCUGUUGCGGGUCUGCCUCGUCCUGUUUCGAUACGAUAUGCGCCUGGCGUGGCUGGUUGCCUCGGACCCCGUCACGCCUGACGUAGUAACGCUCAAGGCCAUGAUCGCGUGCAUGGUCUCCUCGGGCCUGAAAGAGAUGGUUCUCGUCCGCAACAGCCCGCAAGACCACAGGAAUAUGUUAUGGACGGGGCUCGCGCGGGUGGGAGGUGAGCUAAGCGCCUGGGUCAACAUGCCCUUUGCCGACCUGUGGGUUCGCCUGGCCUUUUGGCAACUGGGAUCGGAGUGCGGCUAUACGCACUCGGGCGCCGUGCCCGGCCACGCGCAGGCGAUACAGCCUAAGUUCUUCCCGUCUGGAGGCAAGAUGUUGGUGGGCCUCGGCAUCGCCGCCUGCAAGCGCGCGGACCUGGCCCUGCAGGUGGUCCGCGCCCAGCUUCAGGACCGCGGCGUCGUCCUGCGACGCCCUCGGUGUCGUGGCGAGCCACUGCUCGUGGCGGCCCGGGACCUGGAGAGGCUGCAGGUUCAGCUGCUAGAGGCGUUUCCCUACCAUAUUUCGGCAGUGACCUCGAGGCAGCUUGCGGCUCGUGACGAAGACGUCAAGGGCCUCUGUUUCUCGACGAGGAUUGAGACGUGGUUCCUUCCCGAUGCGUUACCCGUGGCCAGGGCGUCGCAAGCGGACGCCGAGGCCAGCAUCGGUCUCAUCUUCUGCCACGAGCUAUACAGGGAUGCUACCGAGUGCUCCCUCGUUGCCCACGACUGGACCGUAAUCCCCGUCGACGUGGUCCGCAAGAUGCUCCAGGCCCAUGGAGCUUCCAUGUCGUCGCUACCCGACCUAGUGCGCCGCAGGCCCAACAUAUAUUAA
Molecule: messenger RNA, 2289 nt
Organism: Purpureocillium takamizusanense
Lineage: Eukaryota; Fungi; Ascomycota; Sordariomycetes; Hypocreales; Ophiocordycipitaceae
Exons: 1
Coding region: 1-2289 (762 amino acids)
Source: RefSeq, a predicted model, not a curated record